This is a messenger RNA of Bufo gargarizans (Asiatic toad), 1084 nucleotides long. RefSeq names its product T-cell receptor-associated transmembrane adapter 1. Gene Ontology annotation, biological process: positive regulation of T cell receptor signaling pathway; negative regulation of receptor recycling. The record is from RefSeq and is a predicted model, not a curated record. Gene Ontology annotation, cellular component: T cell receptor complex. Lineage: Eukaryota; Metazoa; Chordata; Amphibia; Anura; Bufonidae.
GGACUGCACAAAAGAAAGCAUCUGCAGCAAUGCCAGCACUGACAGCAUACUGUGUGGAGCUGCUGGUGCCACUGGUGAUAAUUUCAUUGGCUUUCAUAUUAUCGUUAAUGAUUAAUAUUGCACAGUGUGCAAAAAAACACAGAAAAGUAAAAGCUAUGAAAUAUUGCAGCCAGGUCACCUUGAGGUAUGACCAGCAGUAUAUGGAAAAUAACCCAAUUUAUGGCAAUCUCAGUUAUCCAAUUCUUGAUCACAAUAAUGAUGAAUGCUGUUAUGAACCAAUGUCCACUCCUCAUGAACGAAACACGGAAGGCGAUCAUCAGAUGGAUCCAGAGGAACAGAUGUGCUAUGCUGAUCUUGAUCUAACACCAAAGAGACCUGAUAAAAAUCGAAAGAAAAAGCAAAAAACGAAAAGUAAACGACGUUUUGAGGAGAUGGACAGGGCAAAUGUUAAUAUCUUAUCUAGAUCUAGUAUUUACUUGAACAGUGAGCAGCUUACAGCCGAAUGUAGAGCUGAAGAAGAGCUCAUUCAUGAUGACCCAGUGCAGAUUUACCAAUUAAUGAAGAAGACAAGAAAUAAUCUGGAUAAUGAAGAAGAAAAUCAAUCUCAUUGGUCAAAUUAGGAGAUAUUGAUCAUGACAUAGUGUAAUGAGUGGUUUGCACACCCAUGCUGAUAUGAACAAUGGAAAAGGAGUGAAAUGAGGAGUCCAGCUAUAUGGGUGGGCUAUAUGUUGAAAAUGUCAAUAUUAUAUGAAUAAAAGCAAUGUGUACAUGCAUUAUUUAUACAGGACACUUUAACUGAAGGAACCAAGGGCUGCAUUUUGCGGGCCGCAGCACGACCACGGGCCGCACACGCCAGUGUGAAAGAGGCCUUAAGGGCAUAUUACACCAGUCUAAUAUGGCUGCUGAUUGCCCGAUGAGCAAACGUUCGUUCAUCAGGCAACCCAAAUCUUUAACAGGUUAAAAAGUCAUUGUUUGCAGGCGGCAGAUCGUGGUGUCUAAUCACGAUCUGCUGCUGGCAGGUAGUGAUUCAGUAUAGGGAAGAGCAAUGGUACAAUGAUCACUCCUCCCUAUACUGAGGAGAAGA